GAGAGAGAGAGAGAGAGAGAGAGAGAGAGAGAGAGAGAGAGAGAGAGAGAAAAAAAAUCGGGAAAGAAGAAGCAAAUAGCAAAGAGACGCCAAUUAGACCGGCAAAAUCGGCCCGGAGCCGUGGAGAGCAUAGCCACUUGGCUACUUCUGCAUCGUCGGUUUUUUAAAUCAGACUUUUGAAGAUAUUAUUUUCACAGUUGGCUUAUUCUAUCGAUGCUGUUGGCUUGAAUUGAGUUUUUUUUCAAGGUAAUUUACGGCCACAGUAGUUGGACCGCGUUUUACAUUGUGUGCUGUGCCUAGCUCUCAGUGGAUUAAACGUUCGUCUCCGGAGCCUGCUGCAGAGGAAUAGGGGAAUUUCAGCACCCUGGACAGCGACUAGCAGUUGAGGCAGUGGCGAAGCCGGCACGUGGCGUUAGGCGAGAGGAUGUUGUGUCUCUGGCCCAGUGUGAGAGCCUCCCUCCGGGAAAGCUGGCGUUGGACGCGGGGCCCAACGGGCCGCUGACCCCCCCCUCCCUUGUCUCUGUGAUUUAUGGCUACUGGGGAUCUGGCCACUGCAGAAUCCUCUUUCGCUUUCACAUUCACAAACACAUACACUGCACCACUGGACAGAGCCACACACACUGCACCACCUUCGCCAGUGCUGCCCCACAGGGUGAUUCCGCCACACACUGAAUAACAGAAUCUCUCUCAGCCUCCACACGCACUGAGGGACUGAGCUGCACAAACACACUGCUUUUCUCUACCCCAUAGAACCUCACAUUGCACUCUGUGUCCUAUACAUGCCCCUCACACACCCCUCUGUGUAUCUUCCACUCCCCCUCAGUGUGUGGAUUAGCAUCCCAGUAUCAGUCAUGGACCGUCAGCCAUAUAGCACCUCACUGUGGCGCCUGCUUUACUAGCAGGGGGGGAAUCAAUGGAACUGCGCUGAGUGAUGAGAUGAUGUUCCUGUGUUCGCAUGGCCUGAGAAAUGACCUACCAGCAGCCCUGCAAAGACUGACACACCCUCCCCGCCCCUCCCCCACAACUUCACUGUUUUUACUCACUGGACUGACUCUCAAUAGAUUAACUGUAUGACUCACUGGUGUUCCCAUAGGAACCGAUUAUUUUUCUAAACUCGGACACCGUGAACUGGAGGUGAGGGCCAGCAGGCGGUCGGGUCCAGUCCUCGCCAUGGUGUUGCCACCUCCGGACAAAUGCCACGUGUGCCUGACCACCAUCGUCAUCAUGACCAGCAUGGCCUUCAUGGACGCCUACCUGGUGGAGCAGAACCAGGGGCCCAGGAAGAUCGGCGUGUGCAUCAUUGUGCUAGUCGGGGACAUCUGCUUCCUCAUCGUGCUGCGCUACGUGGCCGUGUGGGUGGGCGCCGAGGUACGCACGGCCCGCCGCGGCUACGCCAUGAUCCUCUGGUUCCUCUACAUAUUUGUGCUGGAAAUCAAGCUCUACUUCGUCUUCCAGAACUGCAAGGCGGAUAGGAAGUCUCUGGAGACUGUGGCCCGGAAAGCCUUGACUCUGUUAUUGUCCGUGUGCGUCCCAGGGCUUUACUUGGUUCUAGUGGCUCUGGACAACAUGGAGUACGUGAGGACCUUCAGGAAGAAGGAGGACAUGCGGGGGAGGCUCUUCUGGGUGGCUCUAGAUCUUCUGGAUCUUCUGGACAUCCAGGCCAACCUGUGGGAACCUCAGCGGACCGGCCUGCCAAUCUGGGCCGAGGGACUGAUGUUUUUCUACUGCUACAUCCUCCUCCUCAUCCUGCCCUGCGUCUCGCUCAGUGAGAUCUCCAUGCAAGGGGAGCACGUGUCGCCGCAGAAGAUGAUGCUCUAUCCCAUCCUCAGCCUAGUCACCAUCAACGUGGUCACCAUCCUGAUCCGUGGGGUCAACAUGGUCCUGUUCCAGGACAGUAGAGUCUCGACCAUCUUCGUGGGCAAGAACGUGGUGGCGAUCGCUACGAAGGCGUCCACGUUCCUGGAGUACCGGCGUCAAGUGAAGGAGUUCCCCCACCCGCAGAACACCAUGGCAUUGGAGCUGCAGCAGAACUCGGUGUGCCAUGGACAUGCGCCCCACACGUCGCACUCGCAGACCCUGCCCAACUCCACCAACCUGCCCCACGAACCCUCGCCAGCUCGCGACAUAGACACAUGACCGCCAGACACAUGAGUCACUCCACCGUUGUGAUCAGUGACUAACCAAAACCCUAAGUUCUGGCUGGACUUGUUCUAUCUAUCCAGCCGUGGAGGUGUUGGUGUUAAGAGAGAAAUGGGUUUCAAGACAGGAUUGUAAUUGUUCUUCCUGUCAUACAACUGUGAACAACUGUGGAUAUAACAACUAGAGGGAUAUUUAUAGCCUAGACUGUCUGUUGGAGAAGGAGAAAGAUUCACCUUGAUUCUGACAAGAAGGAACUGACAUGGUUUUUAUUGAAUUGUGUAUCGAAUUGUGUUUUUAAAUUAACCGUUUUAAAACUUUAUUAAUAAUAUCGGACAAUCUCCAUAUUCUGCAGCUCAGUGAUGUACGUAUGUUGUGUAACAGUAAAUUGGAAAAUGUGUUCCUCCCUGAAUAUAUAUGGGAUUUUUUUCAAAUGCCCCUUUUUCGACAGUCCAUUGCGUGGCUUUUAUUCUUUGUUGUCCUUAGAAACGGAGGUACACCCCUCGCUCCGAAGAAGCACUUCAGUUGAAGUGGAGAAAGAGAGGAUGGAGAGAACGGGAAGGAGAAAGGGGUCAAUAAGAAGGUUUGUUUGAGCCGCGGUGGGGGAUGGGUGCCAAUAGAAGAGUGAAAUUCAGCCUCUGCUUAGUUCUGCUGAGAAAGGAGCCUGCUGCCUCUGUCAGUGUGAUGUUUUAUGACCAAAUGUCUGAUAAAAGCACCAGAGCUCAGCACUAUACACUCCACUCAAGGCAGCCAACUCUCUCUGUGUGUGUGUGUGUGUGUGUGUGUGUGUGUGUGUGUGUGUGUGUGUGUGUGUGUGUGUGUGUGUGUGUG
Messenger RNA from Oncorhynchus keta (chum salmon), 2967 nucleotides. RefSeq names its product transmembrane protein 121. Lineage: Eukaryota; Metazoa; Chordata; Actinopteri; Salmoniformes; Salmonidae. The transcript is spliced from 2 exons. The coding region runs from base 1171 to 2136 and encodes 321 amino acids. The record is from RefSeq and is a predicted model, not a curated record.